Molecule: messenger RNA, 1051 nt
Organism: Mesoplodon densirostris (Blainville's beaked whale)
Lineage: Eukaryota; Metazoa; Chordata; Mammalia; Artiodactyla; Ziphiidae
Product: sterol carrier protein 2-like
Exons: 1
Coding region: 22-453 (143 amino acids)
Cellular component (GO): cytosol
Source: RefSeq, a predicted model, not a curated record
GUAGUUGUCACGCUGUACAAGAUGGGUUUUCCUGAAGCUGCCAGUUCUUUUAGAACUCAUCAAAUUGAGGCUGCUCCAACCAGCUCCGCAGUUGAUGGAUUUAAGGCACAUCUUGUCUUUAAGGAGAUUGAGAAGAAGCUUGAAGAGGAAGGGGAGCAGUUUGUGAAGAAAAUCGGUGGUAUUUUUGCCUUCAAGGUGAAGGAUGGCCCUGGAGGUAAAGAAGCCACCUGGGUGGUGGACGUGAGGAAUGGCAAAGGAUCAGUGCUCCAUAACUCAGAUAAGAAGGCUGACUGCACAAUUACAAUGGCUGACUCGGACUUACUGGCUUUGAUGACUGGUAAAAUGAAUCCUCAGUCGGCCUUCUUUCAAGGUAAAUUGAAAAUCACUGGCAACAUGGGGCUGGCUCUGAAGUUACAAAAUCUUCAGCUUCAGCCAGGCAAAGCUAAGCUGUGAAGAACUCUCUUUGCCUACCUUUGAAAAUCAAGAUGAGAUAUAUAGAUAUAUAUCCAUAUAUUUCAUUGUCAGAACUUAGAUCGAAACUACACAUUGGCAAAUAGCUUAUUUGUUUUUAAAUGGGUGUGACCAAUCCUGUUUUUCCUAAGCUCUGGAUGAAUAAAACCUGAUGGUGUACUACUGCUUUGCUGAAUUGCAUACAACUGUGCAUUACAAAGUUAAUAUGGUAAUUAUGGUUUGGGGUAAAAUUGAGUUUUAGAAUAAAAUUAGGAAUAGCAAAAUCCAAAAACUAUGUAAACAAAAGCUCUCAUUUUGCUUAUAAAGUAUAUUUGAGGAUUAUUCUGCUGAAGAUUCAACUUAAGUUUUCCUUGGGAGAACUAGGGAAGAAACAGAAUACCAGUAGCUGCCCAGUAAUUAGUGUUGUGCACUUAAUGACCUUAAUCUGUUUUCCAUUGAUAAUUUUUAAAAUUCUGUACUGGGAUGUUUUUUUUAAAAAAUCUUUACAGUUUUGCAUUUCAUGCCAGCAAAACAGUAUUUUCUUCCCAAAUCAAAGAAAUAUGAUCAAAGCUUGGGAGAAAAAAUAUAUAGCUGAACACAG